Molecule: messenger RNA, 2019 nt
Organism: Beta vulgaris subsp. vulgaris (sugar beet)
Lineage: Eukaryota; Viridiplantae; Streptophyta; Magnoliopsida; Caryophyllales; Amaranthaceae
Exons: 11
Coding region: 117-1781 (554 amino acids)
Biological process (GO): regulation of ubiquitin-dependent protein catabolic process
Molecular function (GO): protein binding
Source: RefSeq, a predicted model, not a curated record
UCAACGAACCAAACGCCUGCUAAAAGUCCAACACCAUCCUUCACUCAAAUUUAUCACAACAUUUCAUCGUCUUCAAACUCUCAAUCCCACCUUUUUUUUUCUCUGCUUCCACAACUAUGGCUGCAAAACUGAAAAUAGCAGGAACAUGGUCAGGUGUUAUAGAAGUAGACUUACAAAAUUGGACAGUACCCAUGUUAAGAGAAGAGAUAGCCAAGCAAUCAAAUUGUACUCCAUCAUCAAUCAAUCUCAUCUAUGGAGGUCGUUUACUCAAAGACAGUGAUCAAAAUCUUAAAUUGAUUGAAUUGGGUGUUAAAAAUAACGCCAAAAUAUUGGUUUCUAGAGUUAAUGUUGAUGAGGGUAUGUCUUUUCAGCAAGAAUUAAUGGCGGAAGAACAGCGUUCUUCUAGACUCACUCGUCUCAAGACGGCUGUAGCUGCACUUGCUAAGAGACAUGCAGAUGGCUCACUGCCAAUUGAGGACUACAACAUAGAGCUUGAGGAUCAAAGAGGACAGAAGGUUAAUAUGGGUUCUGAGACUGAUCAAAGAGCAAUAAUGAUGGGUCUUAUGCUGCACACAAAAGGAAAGCAACUUACGAGAUUUCAACAAUUCAAAGAUGCUUUAGAGGUGCUUGAAAUGGGAGAGGAGGCCUUUUCUCUUUGUGACCCGAAACUCAUAGAGCGUAUUGACAAUGUUCCAAUUCUUCAAAUCGACAUGGUGUGGUGCUAUUUUAUGCUUCGUGACAUCAACUUGCUCGCGGUGGCGGGCGAGCGUCUUGCAAAAGCUAGACAAGGUAUUGAACGUGCCCAUGGGAAGAAUGCCUCUCGUGUAAGACAGCUUCAGGCUAGCAGUAGCCCGGAGAUUGCAUUGUAUUUGAGGUUGGAGCUCUUGGAAGGCGUGGCAGCUUUUCACUGUGGAAAGUUGGAAAAAUCAAGAGAAGCUUUGACUUCUGCCAAAACAAGAUUCUCUAAGCUUCAAGUAUCAGAUGAAGCCUUAUCAUUGUUAAUGAGCAUGGGUUACAAGGAAUAUGAAGCUAAGAGAGCUUUAAAGAUGAAUGAGCAGGAUGUUGAAACUGCUAUUAAUUUUCUUGUGGAGGAGAAAGAAAAGAAGGCAAAGAAGCGGGAAGAUGAUAUCAAGCGUCAAAAGGAAAUUAAGGAACAGAAAAAAUAUGGAAAGACACCCCUUGGGAAAGCUGUUGAUCUUCAAAUGAUAGAUGUUUUAGUGACCAUUGGGUUUGAGAGGGAGCUUGCUGCGGAAGCCCUUCGAAGGCAUGAAAACGACACUCAAAGGGCUCUGGAUGAUUUGACUAACCCCGAGCUCAAUUCUAAGAUACAGCUCGAUAUUGAAUCUAAGAAGAGGAAGAGACAACAAAACCGUUUAAAUUCUACCAUUGAGGAACUUGUAUCCAUGGGUUUUGAAAGAACAAGAGUGCUUGCUGCUGUUAAUGCCCAUGGAACAAAAGCUGAGGCAUUGAACGAGUUGCUCGCACAACAAGGUCAGCCAGCCCCAGCUGCUGUUAAUGAUAUACCGAGUUCUGAUCCUACUCCCAGCUCCACCGCCGAAGUAAGGGAGAAUACAUCAAGUAAUAGUGCUGAUGAGAGAGAAUCUCCAUCAAGUUCUCGAGGAGAAGGGGAAGAGCGGGAUUUCGAGAUGGAAGAUGAACUUGUGGAGGAACUCGAUAGAGGAGACGCGUUUUCAGAUUAUGACAUCGAUGUGACUAAAGAAGCAGAAGCUCUGAACGAAUAUUUAGCCUUGCUUGAUUCUGCCAUGGAUGGUGGUAACUGAUGAGAUAGAUUCUGACCUGUUGCUGCUGUAUAUAGUACGAGCUUUUAUUACAUUGGUAAUGCAUCUUAUAGAAAGUAGAAACAGAUAGGUCAAUUAGUUUUUGACUACCCAUAACUUAGGUGCAUAAGAUGGUAAGAAGUCAAUUGAUAUUUUAAAACAUGGAGAGCUUGUGAUUCAAAAAAAAAAAAAAAACAUGGAGAACUUGGUUCAAUAUAUGUGCCAUAUUAUUAUUAUCUAA